Vicugna pacos (alpaca) is the source of this 1958-nucleotide messenger RNA. It is a transcript of the gene DCTN5, whose product is annotated as dynactin subunit 5. The record is from RefSeq and is a predicted model, not a curated record. NCBI's taxonomy places the organism in Eukaryota, Metazoa, Chordata, Mammalia, Artiodactyla, Camelidae. Gene Ontology annotation, cellular component: dynactin complex.
CGCCCUGAGCGGAAGUGGUGGCGCAGCCGGAAGUAGCCUUAGUCCGGGGUAGGCAGACCGGCGGGCCGACUUUGACAGGAGCCGGAGCUGUGCAGAGGAGUUGCUGGCCAUGGAGUUGGGCGAGCUGCUUUACAACAAAUCCGAGUACAUCGAGACGGCAUCUGGGAACAAAGUUAGUCGCCAGUCUGUGUUGUGUGGAAGUCAGAACAUCGUUCUCAAUGGCAAGACCAUUGUGAUGAAUGACUGUAUCAUCCGAGGGGAUCUGGCAAAUGUAAGAGUUGGACGGCAUUGCGUGGUGAAAAGUCGGAGUGUCAUAAGGCCACCAUUCAAGAAAUUCAGCAAAGGCGUUGCAUUCUUUCCUUUACAUAUCGGGGACCAUGUCUUUAUUGAGGAAGAUUGUGUGGUCAACGCAGCUCAGAUUGGCUCUUAUGUUCACGUUGGCAAGAACUGUGUGAUUGGGCGCCGGUGUGUGUUGAAAGAUUGCUGCAAAAUUCUUGACAACACAGUGUUACCCCCAGAAACUGUAGUUCCACCGUUCACCGUCUUCUCAGGCUGCCCAGGACUCUUCUCAGGGGAGCUCCCAGAAUGUACCCAGGAGCUGAUGAUUGACGUCACCAAGAGCUACUACCAGAAGUUUUUGCCCUUGACACAGGUCUAAUGUCUCUGCUCACGUCUUGAAUUCACUUGAGCUCUAAGAUGAACUUGGGGACAAAGUGAGCCAGUUUGCAUUGACAGAGAGCUCUUGUGUCUUUGACACUUCUCACCCUCCUUUUUUUUUCUUUCUGUUUUUUGGUUUUUGUUUUGUUUAACCCCUUAUAAUUUCUCAGUCCUCCCAGGCUCUAAGCUCUUAAGACUUUAAUAACAGAAUGUCUGGAGGAGUUGUCUCCACAUGCUGUGCUUAAACCAUAUCUAUUAACAGUCAAUUCAUACCAUUAUCUGUGGAACACAGAAUCAUCUGUUCCCAACACUCCCACCCCUUGGUCCUGUGGACGGCAGCUCGGAGCAGUGCACCCUGUCCCAGCGUGGAGGCUGUGAUGCACGUGUGCUGCUUGUGGCCAUGAGGUACCCACAGUGAGCUCCACUCAUGUGGAUCACUCUCAGCUUCCCUGCUGCUCACACGUUUGGCCAUUUGCCACAAUUGCUUAUAAUCUUGAGGGGAAAAAGAGAAAGUGUUCGCAGCCUUUCAGAGCCUAGACCCCUGUUGGCUACUAAAACUUGAGGGAAGGGUGAUUAGUAUUCCUCCUCUUUGCAAAAUGACCUUAAGUGUCAUUUUAAUCAGGGGGACUGAUAAAUGACUUUCUGGCAUUCUAUUCUAGGGCCGUCGGCUUUCACUAAAAAGCGGGCCCUCAGCAGCCAGAUUUUAUUUUGCAGAGUCCAGGUUUGAGUCUCCCACGUGCCUAGUCUGGGCAGCCACUCCUUCCCUACCGGUAUUUGGGGGCAGCAGUAUAUGCCUUAUUUCCCUGGAGACGUAGCAUUUGUGACACUUGCUCCCUGGCCUAGAACCAUUCAACCCACCCUGUAUUUGCCAUAAACCUCACAGUUCAGACCAAAACAUCUGUACUUGGGCCCAAUCUCAUACAUAUAUAGGGGCCUCUUAAAACCGUUCUGUGGGCACAGAGCCCCGAGGAGUAAAUGAAGUUGCCAGGGCUGUUCUUACCAUCUUCUGGGUAACAGCACAGCCCUUCCUGCUGUGCUCUGGCCUCCUGGUUUGGAAGGAGGAUUUAGAAGUAAAGGCCUAAGAAGGUUGGUCUUGCUUAAUGCUCUGGUGCUGCUGUGUGAAUGGGGAAGGACAGUCCAGCCUCGAAGGUGAGGAUCUAGCAGGAGCUGUCUUGACUUAAUAUCCGGUUGUGUGGUUUGCAAAAAUAGCUGUGUGUAGUCUUCUCUGCUAGUUCAAUGUCAAUCUGCUUUCUGGUUUGUCAUUUUUUUAUGUUUGUGCAUUAAAAGAUCGACACAUGAAA